AGGAGGGGCCCGCCACCCUGCGCCGCUCCGCACACCAUGUCGCCGGCCCUCGCGGGGGAAGUGCCGCUGCCGAAGAUGGACCGGCGCAGCCGCUGAAGCCGCCGCUCCCGUCGCGAGUCCGGAGCAGCUCGCCUCGCGUCCCCUCCCCGCACCGCCGCCUUCGCUCUCUCGCUCGCAAUGGAGGGACUCCGCCUGGGCACGGCUCUGCAGCCCAGAGCGCCUGGCGGCAGCGGGUAGGCGGGCGGCGAGCGACAGGGCAAGCCUGCGGGCGCGCCCGGGAACCUCGAGCCCCGCGCUGGCUGCGGCGGCGGCAGCUACGCGAGCACCUGGGCUGGAGUGAGCUGGAAGCCGCCCGCCCGGUCCCGCCGCCUCGUCGCGACCGCGGAUGGACCUUGCAAAGGAGGCUUCCUUGUCCCGUCGCCGGAGCUGCCGGCCUGGCCGCCCCUCUUCCCCGCCGCCCCGCCUGGCUGCCGAGCUCUGCCGCGGAGGAUUCUGCGGCGGUCCGGGCUUUGGGCAUUCUCGGUUGGAUUACUUGGCUGCGAGGGUCGACUUGGCUUCCUGAUUCGCUCCCCCUCCUCCGUCCCCCCUGCCCAACAAUGGAGAAGUCCAUGGUAGCCUCAGCCCAAGGUGGAGCUUGGUGGACGCUGGGCAUGGCAAUGAGGACCAAGUCCUUCUUCUUGGGUCUGGCCAUCUUCUCUUCGCUUCUCCAAGUGGCGAUAGAAGCCAGCUCUUGGUGGUCUCUGGGUAUGAACCACAUGAAUCCUAUGAACCCUGUUCAGAUGCCAGAGGUCUACAUAAUCGGAGCCCAGCCAUUGUGCAGCCAGCUGGCAGGGCUUUCUCAAGGACAGAAGAAACUCUGCCACUUGUACCAAGACCACAUGCAAUACAUUGGAGAGGGAGCAAAGACGGGGAUUAAGGAAUGCCAGUAUCAGUUCCGCCACAGAAGAUGGAAUUGUAGCACUGUGGAUAAUAACUCUGUUUUUGGCAGAGUCAUGCAGAUAGGCAGCAGGGAGACUGCCUUCACUUAUGCUGUCAGUGCUGCUGGAGUGGUAAAUGCAAUGAGCCGGGCCUGCCGAGAGGGGGAGCUCUCUUCCUGUGGUUGCAGCAGGGCUGCCCGACCGAAAGAUUUACCUCGGGACUGGCUGUGGGGUGGCUGUGGGGACAACAUUGACUAUGGCUAUCGCUUUGCCAAGGAAUUUGUGGAUGCCCGUGAGCGAGAGAGAAUAUAUCAGAAAGGAUCUUACGAGAGUUCUAGGAUCUUGAUGAACCUACAUAACAAUGAGGCAGGGAGAAGAACGGUGUAUAGCUUGGCAGACGUGGCCUGUAAAUGUCACGGUGUGUCUGGAUCCUGCAGUUUGAAGACCUGUUGGCUACAGCUGGCUGACUUCCGCAAAGUUGGUGAUGCGCUGAAGGAGAAAUAUGAUAGUGCAGCAGCUAUGAAACUCAACACCCGGGGCAAGCUGGUGCAGGUGAACAGCCGCUUCAAUCCACCAACCAUCCAUGACCUUGUGUACAUUGAUCACAGCCCUGACUACUGCGUGCGCAAUGAGAGCACUGGCUCCCUGGGCACGCAGGGCCGGCUCUGCAAUAAGACUUCAGAAGGCAUGGAUGGCUGUGAACUCAUGUGCUGCGGGCGCGGCUAUGAUCAGUUCAAGACAGUGCAGACAGAACGCUGCCACUGCAAGUUCCAUUGGUGCUGCUAUGUGAAAUGCAAGAAGUGCACAGAAAUUGUGGACCAGUUUGUCUGCAAAUAGGUGGGAAUGGGUGGGAAGAGCUCUUCCAGUCUACCAGCAGCGGUCAAUGUCCCAAGAUUAUUUCCACUCUUAUUUAUAGAGCCUAAUGGGUUGCUUUCCUUGUUUAUAUAUUAAAAAAAAUCUUUUUACAAAGAGAAGUGAUGGGAAAUGUUGCUGCACCCGGCUCAGACUGUGCAUAGUUUUAUAUUUUUUGAAACAAUGGGGGAGAACCUGAGAGAAUAUUUAUUUUACACAACCAGAAUUAAAACUUAAAAAAAAAUAGAUUAGUUAAAGGGAAAUUCAACCUAUCCUCAUAUAAUCUCAUGAAUAACACAGUACAUAUGCAGUAGAUAAGGUGGGAUCAGAACAUGGUCCAUAUGGGCUCAGUGACAUACAAAUCUGUACAUGAUGUUUCUUCUUAGCGUUUGUGACCAAAAGUAUGGAAAUGGUCAGAUGCAACACUGAGUGGUGUGUCCACAAGGCUUAGCACGGAAGCUGCCUCAGCACUGGUCAUGUGGCAACAAGAAUAAAUGGAUUGCAUAAAUUUUCACCUGAACUACUAGGUGAUAUUCAAAGGCCCAUCAACUUAAUGUGGUGUUUUGCAUUUACAUUUGACAUUCCUGUGAUAAUGCAUUACAUGAAUAGAACUGCACAUGACAGUAAUUUCCAGCUCACUUGUUGGCACCAUACACAUAAUGCACUUUCUCAGAAGUUGCAGGGGACAGAAGGAAACAUAUUUGGGGAAUGGGAUAAGGCCAAUUCUUGCUUCCAACAACUAGCAAAACCAGUGGGCAGAACAUGCGCCUUUGACUUCACAGUAUAGAUCAAAGCAGACUUUGGAACAUUUCCACUUGGAGUAGAAUGUGCCCAUCUCAUGCACAUUUAGAACGCCUUUACUGCCUUACAAAGAAUAUCAAAGAGUUAGCUGAGGAAUUUUCUGCACAGUGUGGACUAGUUGACGGCACUGGAGUGGAAACUGCUGCACUAUUGUGCUCAAAAAGUCCUUUAAAAAAACAAACAAACCCGAGUUGUCUUCAUUUGAAAACAUUUUUCCCCUUUUCUAAAAAGUGGUGUGAGUACUUGGAUCCCUUUUGAAACAUGAGCUGAGUGACAGCAUUGUGGAAUUUUGGAAACUUUGAGUUGAUGAUGCAAUACUUUGAGGUUUUAACAAGUGGUUCAAUGCAGCGUUGCAGCAACGGCCUCUUCAUCAUCCUCUGUUCUUUAGAAAAAACUGCACAGUGCUUUAGAAAUAUAUUGCGGCUAUGCACAAACUGCUUAGACUAUACAUGAGCAGUUUACUUAUAUACGGGAAAACUAUGGUCUGCUGGUGUCUGGUAUGUCAAACCCUUUUUAUACAUAUAUGUUGUCAGUACAAACCAAUGAUUUUUUAAAAAAAAUAUAAACCUGUUCAAGUUACCAGAAGAAUUUCUUUGUUUAGACUAAGCAUAUUAUUGCCGUCUACCCACAAAGCUCUUUUUACUAUCUAAUGAGUCACGUAAAGAGCAAUCCUAAGCAAGUCCAAUCAGAAUUCUAUUCAAGGCUAUUUGUGGGACUUACUCCUAACAAAGUCUUCUUAGGCUGACGCUGUUAAGGGUUUUUCUUUAGGUUCGAUUCCAGCCUCUCUUUGCAAAGUGUCAUAGCACAGAGAUAUUGAAAAGUCAGUCUGUCACAAAUUAACUUCAGUUUUUGUCAGAAGGCUGAGAGGAAUCAUAUGAUCCUAGUUAUUAAAGCUUCUGCUGUAUAAACCUUCCAGUAUGAGUUGUGUAUUUGGCCAGCUGGUACAGGAUCAUAAUGCGUCACUUUACAAUUGCUAACAAUCUUCCUUCUUACUUUUCCCACAAGGGCAUUAUUGCUGAUAAUGGAAACAGAUGUAUGAAGGUUUCCCACGCAAAUGGUGGCCCAAUUUCCCCGUCAAAGGAAGAAUGAAUAUAUUUGUUUUCCCACUUGCCACAAACUCAUUGUCUUUUUUCAUUGCUUCCAGCAGCACUCCCCAAACUCAUUCUGCUCAAUAAAUGAAGCAGGUUGGAGUGUAUGCCUGGCUUCCACCAUAGAAUUACAGUACUAGAAGCUUUAAUUUCUCACAAGCCUACAAGCUGCCACGUUAAUCCCAUCACAAUGAUCAUUUUUUAGAUGAUGAUGGCUAUUAAUUUAUUGUGCAAAGAAAUAUUUACCUCUAUGGUUCCUGGUGUUUGCAAAUCAAUGUCAACAUUUUUUUAAAAAAUAAAGCACUAGUUCAUUGAAUAUGUCACUUUUGGUUUUUAUUAUACAAAAACCGUGAUCCUUUUGAAUACAUCGUAUCACCUACUUUUCAUAAGAGCUACUCUCUGUGAGCAGAGGGAAGGCUAAUGAUCCUAGCUAUUAAAAUACUAUUUAAUGUAAAAUAUUUCACUUGUGUUCAUCAGAUAUUAUGUAAAUCUACUAUGUCCUCUUCUUUGUUCUGUACAUUUAAUGUACAUAUUUCCAUCUUGUGUGAUUUGUAUAUUUCACUGGUUUUUUUAAAAAGGGCUUAUGCCAUAAUGGAAGAUAGAUUAUAAAAAUAAAAUGUUGGUUAUAUA
Eublepharis macularius is the source of this 4288-nucleotide messenger RNA. It is a transcript of the gene WNT5A, whose product is annotated as Wnt family member 5A. Gene Ontology annotation, cellular component: extracellular region. The coding region runs from base 597 to 1754 and encodes 385 amino acids. Gene Ontology annotation, biological process: multicellular organism development; canonical Wnt signaling pathway; neuron differentiation. The record is from RefSeq and is a predicted model, not a curated record. Gene Ontology annotation, molecular function: cytokine activity; frizzled binding. Lineage: Eukaryota; Metazoa; Chordata; Lepidosauria; Squamata; Eublepharidae. The transcript has 5 exons.